This is a messenger RNA of Durusdinium trenchii, 1238 nucleotides long. The record is from the annotation of a GenBank genome assembly. NCBI's taxonomy places the organism in Eukaryota, Dinophyceae, Suessiales, Symbiodiniaceae.
UUUGGCUCCAAGUCACGCCAUGCGCCUCCGGCCGCUCACGGCGCUCGCCCGAAAGGCCCCACCAUGGGGCGUGGCUGGACGGGCGCCGACGGACUGGCGCCCGCGCGCUUUGCGCGUCCGGUGCGCCAGUGCGGCCAAGCAGCAAGGACCUUUGUUGGUGAGUCCUAGUGGCGCACCACUGACAAGCUCCACUUCUGCUGACGGCGGCCCGGACUUGGAGCUUUCACCCGAGAAUGCGGCGCAGGUCCUGCAAAGUGGAAAUCCUUUCCUGCUGCUGGUGGGGGAGCUGGACAAGCAAGUGACCAAAAAGGUCGCCGGCUUGAGGAAGGCUGCGCAAGGACGCUUGCCACUGGUGAGACUCAAUUGCAGCGCCUUGCCCCAAGUCUGUGAAGCUCUACAGAUCGUCUCCUCGCCCACUUUGCUGCUUAUGGCCAAGGGCCAGGCCGUGGCUGCGCUCGAGCAGAUGUCUCCCCAAACGGCGACCGCCUUUGUAGAGAACGUGGCUCAGAUGUUGGGGCUCAAGGUGGAUCUGGCCGAGGCGGUGACCGAGCAGCUGCAGGACGCCGAGCUGCAGGAGUGGAAGGACCUGCCGUCGGCCGAGCAGAGCUUUGGCUCGGUCCUGAGCCGCAGCGAUCUUCCCAACGACGCCCGGGUCCGAGCGCUGGCCGGCCGGGCUCGGUGCCUCUUGAGGCGAAGGGAACCCACGGCUGCGCAGCAGUCGAAGGUGAUGUUGGAAGAGCUGCAAGCAGCUGGCCACGGAGGUGUUCCUGAGGUGAAGCAAGCCGUGGCUAUGCUGUGGAUUGACCAGAAGCAGCAGGAGCUAGGCGAGACCAAUCUGCAGACUCUCAAGGCUGCCUGGGAGGCCAAUCCCACCGAUUUCGCCGCGGUCCAGGCCUACGCUGUAUCCAUCUUUUGGGCGCAUGGGGAGGCCGAGGCCUUCGAAGCGGGGCUCCAGCUCCUGCGUCGGAAGCGCUCCGACGAGGCGAGGCAGCUGGUGCUGUCUUUGGUGGAGGCCUUGGGGCCUUCGCACCCGCGCAGCGCGCCCGCCCGAAGGUCCUUCAGCAACGCCCUCUUUAUCUGACGGAUGUGACGACAAAGCACACGGCUUUGGUCGUGCAUUUGUCAGGUGAUGUCGUGGAAGGCGCAAAGACUUCAAAGAUCCGAAAAAAGAGCCGUUCCACUCCGUUUGACAAGGAGUGACUGGUGCAAGUGACUGGUGCAGAGAAUGAUGCUUGAGA